This is a messenger RNA of Aptenodytes forsteri (emperor penguin), 3192 nucleotides long. RefSeq names its product serpin family H member 1 (gene SERPINH1). Lineage: Eukaryota; Metazoa; Chordata; Aves; Sphenisciformes; Spheniscidae. Gene Ontology annotation, molecular function: serine-type endopeptidase inhibitor activity; collagen binding. Gene Ontology annotation, cellular component: endoplasmic reticulum. The transcript is spliced from 4 exons. Gene Ontology annotation, biological process: collagen fibril organization; negative regulation of endopeptidase activity. Bases 28 to 1245 code for a protein of 405 amino acids. The record is from RefSeq and is a predicted model, not a curated record.
UCAGAGGUGUUGGGUGCUGCUGAAGCCAUGCGGAUUAUUCUGGUGCUUGCUCUCUGCGGCCUCGCUGCAGCCGUGCCCUCGGAGGACAGGAAGCUGAGCGACAAGGCAACAACGCUGGCUGACCGCAGCACAACGCUGGCCUUCAACCUCUACCAUGCCAUGGCGAAAGACAAGAACAUGGAGAACAUCCUGCUGUCCCCCGUGGUCGUGGCCUCUUCCCUCGGCCUCGUGUCUCUUGGGGGCAAGGCCACAACCGCCUCCCAAGCCAAAGCAGUGCUCAGCGCAGACAAACUGAACGACGACUACAUGCACAGCGGGUUGUCCGAGCUCCUGAAUGAGGUUAGCAACAGCACAGCCCGCAACGUCACCUGGAAGAUCGGCAACCGCUUGUAUGGCCCUGCCUCCAUCAACUUCGCCGAUGACUUUGUGAAGAACAGCAAGAAACACUACAACUACGAGCAUUCCAAGAUCAACUUCCGAGACAAGAGGAGCGCCCUGAAAUCCAUUAACGAGUGGGCAGCCCAGACCACGGAUGGGAAACUCCCAGAGGUCACGAAAGACGUUGAGAAAACUGAUGGGGCCCUCAUUGUCAAUGCCAUGUUCUUCAAGCCUCACUGGGAUGAGAAGUUCCAUCAUAAGAUGGUGGACAACCGUGGCUUCAUGGUGACCCGUUCCUACACUGUGGGAGUUCCCAUGAUGCAUCGCACAGGUCUCUACAAUUACUAUGAUGAUGAGACAGAGAAGCUCCAGGUGGUAGAGAUGCCACUUGCUCACAAGCUCUCCAGCAUGAUCUUUAUCAUGCCAAACCAUGUGGAGCCUCUGGAGAGGGUUGAGAAACUGCUGAACAGGGAGCAGCUAAAGGCCUGGGCUGGCAAGAUGAAGAAGAGAUCAGUGGCCAUCUCGCUGCCUAAAGUCAUCCUGGAAGUCAGCCACGACCUUCAGAAACAUUUGGCUGAUCUGGGCCUGACAGAAGCAAUUGACAAAACCAAGGCUGACUUGUCAAAGAUCUCUGGCAAGAAAGACCUUUACCUGUCCAACGUCUUCCACGCUGCUGCUCUUGAAUGGGACACGGAAGGGAACCCCUACGAUGCUGACAUCUAUGGCCGAGAGGAGAUGAGGAACCCCAAGCUCUUCUAUGCUGACCACCCCUUCAUCUUCAUGAUCAAGGACAGUAAAACCAACUCCAUUCUCUUCAUCGGCAGGCUCGUGAGGCCCAAAGGGGACAAGAUGCGUGAUGAGUUGUAGUUAGGGUUUUUUUUCCCAGAGCUUUGGUUUGUGUUUUUUAGUGGGGGAUUUCAAAAAAGGGGAAACACUAUUUUGUAUCCUUCUCGAACUAUGGGUGCUAUUCAGACCAGGGUGCAUUGUGAUGAGAAACCAGCAUACACUUUACCUCACCCCAAAAUACUUAUUGCACAAACCCACCUCCAGAGAGGAACAGGGGAGCCUGGCACAAGAGGGUCACCGGGAGUGGAAGGGAACUGGCAUGCACUGUCUCAGCUACUGGCAUCCUCAGCUGAGAUGUUCAGGCUGAUGCCUAGCUCCUCCCUGCACUAGAGUUAAGCCUCCUGGCUAAGUACCUUGCUGCUACCAUCAGCCCCGCAAAGGCACAAGCCCUCCACCCUUCCAUCUCAAAUGCUUCUGCACAUUUAGCUCUGCCACUUACUUUUCUCCCCCUUUGAUGCUACGAGGCACCGCACUAGAGCUGCUCUGGCCGCUUUGCAGUUGUUCCUUGCUUCCCUCUUCUAUCUUCAGUAGUAUAUAACAGAGCACGAAGGGCCAAUUCUGCAGUCCAGCCCCCUCUAUGGCCCUGGGAGCAGAGGAGGACCGUGACAGCAUGUAAGAACAGAGAUUGUAUGGAGUUGUGCCCUUCUGUCCUGCCUAACCCUGCUCUGGACGACUGUCAGAUGCUUCAACCACAGCAGGUCGUCAGCUCCUUAGCUAGAACACUCACUGCAAAGCCAAGCGCAGCUUUGCUCAACACCUCACAGAGAAGUAAGUGGCUUAGGGGUGUCAGCAGAGAGGCCAAGGAGCAGAUGGGCUUCUAGAAAGAUAAACGUGAGUACCCUUCAACACUCUUGCAUGACAGAAAUGGCUGUGCUCCACCCCUCUGGGGAUCACGAAGGGGGCUCUUGGGCCAACAUCUGGAAUUAAAACAUCCUGUACCAGGCAGAGGAACUCCACUUGUCUUGGUGCUUCUGCAUCACACAUAGGGCUGGGAAAAAGACAGUUACCACUGUGAAGGUUCUUCCCAGUUAUGACCAGGGCUGGUACCUAUCAGCUCCCGUAGCAGGCCAAGGGACUCCUGCUGGCUUCUCACAGGGAGGUGGAUCAGGUUCACUUCCCCUUUCUUGUUUAAAUACAAAGCUUGAGAGCUGCCGUUACCUGACUUCCUAACGACCCUUUUCUGAAGCUCCUCUCCUCCGUGAUGCUUUAGCUCCCUGUUGACUGACCUGGAUAAGGGCAUGCUGAAAAACAAAUGUAUUUAUAGUUAUACUCAUAUUUAUGUCUGAUAAUUAGCAAAUUUCACAGCCUGCUCCAGCCUAGACUUGGAGGCUAUUCCUAUCUUCAAGGGAUAUCAUCAGGUUAAUACUAUUUAAAGAAGUAACUGAUAUGACCCCAUGAGCAUUGAAGCAUGCGUCAGGUAAGCCUUGCUAUGCACUGAGACAUUGCAAAGCAAGUAACAACAAGACUAUUGAAAUGAGAGAAAUCUGUGCAUCACCAUCCUAAGUGCCAGUUACUGGAAACCAGCAAGGACAGUGACUGCAUUGCUUUUACUUCCCUGCCAAUGUGCUUGCUGUCAGCUGUUGCUACACAGAAGCCCAAUACUGCAUUUUUUCAGGCCAUACACAGGACUACUUCCACUUAUUUAUUAAGUUACAACUACAAAGUCAUAUUAGGUGGUUCCUACAGGCAAAAAUACAGGAGCUUGCGCCCCCAAGUUUGACCCGACCAUGCCUUCUCCAAGUUUGCAAGGUUACACAAUUGCAGAAAAGCUCGUCUGCCCUAAUUCCUAUCCAAGCCAGCUGGAAUGGGAGAUCUUGUCCCUAACUCUCUUCCCAGAUCAUACUCCCAGGUGCUUUCCCCACCGUGCUGGGAGGUAGGAGGCAAUCCAUAAGGAUGUACCCAAAUGCACAGGAAGCCUAAAGCCCAGUGUGUAUGCCAGACACUACCCGGUGAAUCAGCGCACCAACA